UGCGUUGAUUAUACGAGCUCUAUAAUAACACAAGUUGCUAAUAGUAUGGUCUUGACUCUAGACAGUUGACGUGAUUGACAAUACUUAUUGUAGCUGUUACGAGUCGUGACAAUGGGAGACAAGCUAGUAGUAGCGGAGCCAGCAGAUAAGACUGGACCGCAACAGGUACAGAGAAUUUGGAAAAUUAUUGUAGUGGGUGACAUGAAUAUUGGUAAGACUUCUAUCAUUAAACGGUACUGUGAUGGGAAUUUCAUCGAACAUUAUAGUACUACGACAGGUUUAGAUUUAAAAAAGAAAACAAUCAUUUAUGAAAACAAAACCAUUGUUCUAAACAUUUGGGAUACUGCUGGAACUGAAAAAUAUCAAUCUUUAAUGCAAUUAUAUUACAGAGAAGUGAUGGGAUUAUUUAUUGUAUAUGAUGUUACAGAUUUGAAUUCAUUACACAACUUGGACACAUGGAUAAAAAAUAUUGAUGAUUUCGCUCCUUCAAAUGUGGUAAAAAUUUUGAUUGGUAACAAAUGUGAUCUGGAAUCAAACAGAAAGAUAUCGACUGAAGAAGGAAAACUGAUAGCUAAACACUUUGGAAUUCCUUUUUUUGAAGUAUCAUCAAAAAACAAUAUAAAUGUAGAUGAUUCAUUUUUGAAAAUGAUUUCUAUGAUAAACGAGAUGGAAUUUGAAAUUAAAAUUAAAAAUGAUUUUGUGAUUUUAGAAGAUCAACUAAUGCUUUGUGGUAAUAACAACCCAUCAAAAUCAAAAUGUAACUGUUGAUUUGAGAAGUAAUUAUAAAGAAACCAUGAUAACAUUUAAUAUUUUUAAUAUUUUAUAUAUCUAAAUAAAUAAAUAUUUUUUA
Molecule: messenger RNA, 850 nt
Organism: Rhopalosiphum maidis (corn leaf aphid)
Lineage: Eukaryota; Metazoa; Arthropoda; Insecta; Hemiptera; Aphididae
Product: ras-related protein Rab-13-like
Exons: 7
Coding region: 112-768 (218 amino acids)
Biological process (GO): protein secretion; regulation of exocytosis
Molecular function (GO): GTP binding; GTPase activity
Source: RefSeq, a predicted model, not a curated record